CCAUGCGACAAAGUCAAAAUGGCCGACGACGAGAGUGAAAAUCUGGAUUUAGCUCCUAGUGUGGAAAUCCAGGAUUUAGCUACUAAUAUCUUCGUGAAAUCCCUUCCAAAACUGGAACUUCAUGCACAUCUCAAUGGUUCCAUUAGCCCUAGCACAAUACGGAAAUUGAUUGAAUACAAGAAGCAAAGAACUGCCAAUGGUUUUGAUGUACCCAAAGACUGGGAAUGUUGCAUGACUGGGGAAAAGAGAAUGACAUUAGAACAAGGUUUCAUGAUAUUCAAGAUUGUGCAUACGUUAGUUGAUGACCAUCAAUCUUUAGCUAUGGUAACUAGAGAUGUAAUUACAGAGUUCUUUGAGGAUGGAGUUCAUUAUUUGGAAUUGAGAAGUACACCAAGAGCAAAUGAGCUGAAUAAAAUCACAAAAAGAUCAUAUGUUGAAACGAUUCUCCAAACAAUCAUUGAAACAACUAGAAAUAUGGACAUUAUUGUGAGGUUUUUGCUGUCCAUUGAUCGUCGUCAAAGUGUUGGUGAAGCAGAGGAUACUGUGAAACUUGCUACUGAAUUUAAGGACAAAUACAAUGGACUGGUGGUUGGUGUUGAUCUAAGUGGUGACCCUAAGAUUGGCGAUGCAGCUGAAUUUCUUCCGUGUUUAAAACAAGCAAGGUUGGCUGGGUUAAAACUAACUUUUCAUGUGGCUGAGGUUCCAAAUAUUGCAGAAACUAAAACGUUGCUAAUGUUCAGACCAGAUCGUAUUGGCCAUGGUACAUGUAUCUACCCUGAUAAAGGUGGAGAUGAAGAAUUGGUUGCUAGUGUGCUACAAGCUAAGAUUCCUUUAGAACUGUGUCUUACAUCAAAUGUUAAAUGUCGCACUGUAAAGUCCUAUGAAGAUCAUCAUUUUAAGGAUUGGAGGAAGAAUGGUCACCCUAUUGUGAUAUGUACCGACGAUAAAGGAGUAUUCACCUCAUCACUUUCAGAAGAAUAUCUCUUGGCAGCAAAAACAUUCAACUUGAGCAAAGCGCAUCUUUGGAAGUUAAGUUAUGACAGCAUUGACUAUAUUUUUGAACAAAAUACAAUAAAAGAACAACUUUGGACAAAAUGGCAGAGGUGGAAGAAAGAAAAUCUCUAAAAUUGAAGUCCUACAUGGACUGCGGAGAUAGGGGGUUGUUAAUCAAGAGAUAAAUUUAUAAGCAGUAAACAAACUUUAUAUAAAGGAUUUAAGUGCUGAUAGUCUAGUGGUGAACAUAAUGGCUCACAACGUGAGAGAUUAAUGGAGGCAUGCUUUUAUAGAAUGAUAUAAUAGAGAAUUUCCAUUUGUGUGCAAUCAACAAUGACCGAUUUUAAAACAGAAAUUACAAACUUGUUCUCGUGGUUAUUUACAUGCAGUCAUAACCUGAUUAAUAACUCCUAAAGAAAAAAACUAUACCAAAUUUUGAUUUCAUUUAUUCAAUUUUUAUUUCAUUUAUUUUUAGUAUUAAGAGGGCCCAGAAUCUUAACUAAGAUACUUUCACUUUAUUACCUGGGGAUGUUUUUAGGGAAAUAAAAUAAGGGCAGUCACAAUUUGAUUUGAAGUGCCACUAUAUAUUGUUAGGAUAACUGGUGAAAUUUGCUUCUAUGGUCACCCUUCCAUGUGGAACUAGUAAUAAUUCCUGUGGUGCUCUGACAAUAAAUAGAACAACCAUAGUUAUAUAAAGGGAUGAAAUUAUUAUAGAAUACCUGGCCAACAACUAAACAAUAAUUCAGAUAUGAUUCGAAAUGGAAUUUUGUUCUCGUGUUUUCUUGUUAUAUUCCAGAUUUUCCUUAGAGUGCAAUAUGAGCCGUCUAUAUGAGCUUUACUAUCAGACGUACAUUGAUUGGAACUUAGAAACCUGUUUGAAAGUCAACAAGAUUUCUGCACUGAGGUAACUCAAUUGCUCUUAUACACAUUUCGUAUUAGCUUUGUAACUGAAAUUCUUGUAG
Messenger RNA from Dendronephthya gigantea, 1955 nucleotides. Its product is annotated as adenosine deaminase-like protein. Lineage: Eukaryota; Metazoa; Cnidaria; Anthozoa; Malacalcyonacea; Nephtheidae. Gene Ontology annotation, molecular function: adenosine deaminase activity. The transcript has 10 exons. Bases 19 to 1125 code for a protein of 368 amino acids. Gene Ontology annotation, biological process: inosine biosynthetic process; adenosine catabolic process. The record is from RefSeq and is a predicted model, not a curated record.